Molecule: messenger RNA, 207 nt
Organism: Blepharisma stoltei
Lineage: Eukaryota; Ciliophora; Heterotrichea; Heterotrichida; Blepharismidae
Source: the annotation of a GenBank genome assembly
AUGAAAAAGUUAAAAAGUGACACCAUCAUAAGCCAAGUGAAAAAUAUUCAAGAGUGCAAGAUGUGUUGUAUAAAAAAUCAAAGAUCACUAUGAUUCAAUAGCAGAAUAAAAGAAAAGCUUAAUAAAAUGAAAGAAAAAGACAAUCAUUCAAUACUUAAGCAUAAAUUCUCUUAUAAAUGUAGCAGAAAAUAUCUUAUCAUUCUUUAA